Molecule: messenger RNA, 576 nt
Organism: Caenorhabditis bovis
Lineage: Eukaryota; Metazoa; Nematoda; Chromadorea; Rhabditida; Rhabditidae
Source: the annotation of a GenBank genome assembly
AUGAGCGACUCAUCAUCCGCACUCGCUGCUUCUAAAUCGGCAAACUCAUUUGAUGCGUCGGGCUCCUCUUCGACGUCGGGAAAAACUUGGUUGGACAAGUUUGUGGUGAAGAACUGGAACCGUUGCAUUCUCAUCCCAAUUGACAAUAUUCCACAAAAUUAUCAAAUAGCUGUUGCUGAGAAUAAGCUGGUCAUGAUCCCUGAUAAUGAGCCAUGCAACGGAGAUCGCCUCAGACAGUCCGCGGAAAAAUGCGCAUGCCGCUACUGUUCGAUUGGAGAUCGUGACAUCCCUUCGCAUCAAGUCUAUCGAGGAAUUCCGGAGAAAGUUGCACGGAAGAAAAUUGUGUUGAAGCCGCGAAAUAGCGGUUUGCCGAAUGGCGAAGAACCGCGUCGGCGUAGACACCGUCGACGCUUCGACAGCUCGAUUUUUGAUGAAAUAGAUGAUUAUGAAGAUUUGCCGCACGCAUUGCCAAGAUUUCACAUCACAGCGCUUGAAUGGCCAAAUCAGGAAAUGACGAGAUGCGGAAUUACCAUUCCAUCGAUAUUCAAUUCCGACAAAAAAUUCAUUUUGUUCUAA